AAUAAGUAAACUUUAGAACACUGAUGUGCGCUGUGCGUGCUCUAAGCUUGCAGUAAGUUACACCGUGGUCACGAAUACGGGACUGCCGGGCAGGAGAGGAAGUAGAACAGGGACUUCCUACUGUUUAGAUAAGCUCGGAUCUUGUAACCACUGACAGCGAUGUGAUAGUGAUGCAAGCCAGCGGUCAGAAACGUUGAAUGGUUUACUGUGGGUUGUCUGUUCGCUAACGUCCAAGUCCGGUAGGUCUACCACAAGCGCCUGCCUUGUUUCCAAAGGUAGACAACCUGAGCAGGCAUGCCGUAACCACGAACAGCUCAAUAAUGCCCAAACCCGAUUUGGAUGCUACUUGCCGCAGGAUCACAGUCAGCAGCAGUGGAGCUCAUACAAGUUUCCCAGUGUAGCUACCAUCACCUGUAAGUAGCGGUAGACUGUAGAAUUUGCAAAGGCAAUUCCAUUCUCAACUAUGUUACUUUAUAGGUGGUGCACAAAAUUGGCAACUCUCCUAUUUUUGAUCAUCUUGUUACUACUGCGGUACAAUAUUUGAAACCCCCAGUGUGGGAGCACCCUAGCACCCUGUUGCUGAGGUGGCUUUACUUGCCUGAGAUGGUUGGAUACCGGGAAGAGUAGAAAGUGAACUACGAAUACAUAUAGAGUGUACAGGUUGCCAGUCGGCAAUGGCAGCGUCUAGUCAGCAAAACUCUAGUUCGAAGUUUGCUCGUGUCCUUGCAAUCAUCACGCUCAUAUUGAUGCUUAGUCGGAGCUGUGUUCACGUGGAUGCGGAGAGCAGGGGCAGCAGCCAUGCUGAUAUAACUGUCGAGGCUCGAGAACGUAUCAGCAAGAUGACGGAUGAGUAUGAAGUAGUGCAUAUCGACAUGACACAACACCUUAGUGAUGUUGAGCAUGUCAGCAAUCGUGGCAAGAGAGAUGCCACAGCACAAGGACAACAUGAUGAUCAGUCUAGCAGUGAGCAUGUACAUGUACACCAUCCGCCAACCAGCAGCUUCCAAAUACGGGCAUUUGGAAAGACAGUGACAUUAGAUCUGAAGCAGAACACUGAGCUGAUUCCUGCUUCGUUUAAAGUCUUCACAUUCAAUUCAAUCGAUGAGAGUCCUGUGAUUACUCGUGGAGCAGUCAACUGUUAUUACCAUGGGACAGUGCGUGGCUUGCAGAACGUCAGUCAUGCUCAGUCCACCCUUCACAAACACAGGAAACGGCAGCAAAGUAGUACUGAUGCCAGUGAAGAGAGCAGCGCCACUGUGAUAUCUACAUACGCCGCAGUGAGCACAUGCAAUGGUUUGAGUGGAUCAUUUGGUUUUGAACAGUAUGCUGGCCAUGGAGAUGAGGAUCCAGCCACAGCUAGCAGCAGCAACAGCAGUAGCAAUGAGCAAGGUAAAGCGUACUCUGAAAGAUAUAUGAUUGAACCGCUGGUCAGCCAGACAUCUAAACCUGGUACGUAUCCACACGCCGUCUUCAAAGAAUCCACAUACAAGAUGAGCAAAGACGAUCCGUUGAAAGGAGGGUGUGCGACACACUGGAAUAUAUCGGCUACAAAGAACACCAGCAGAGGAACUGCAGGUGAGAAGCAGCGGUGGGAUUUUCCUGUUGACGGGUUGGCUGGUUUAGCUUCAGCAGCACGCAAACGUGUGAAGAGGAGUAGCAGUAUAGGAGGAGGACGAGAUCCAACAGUGUAUGUAGAACUUGCUGUUGCUUCUGAUUACUCAUAUACUAAAGCAAAUGGUGGUCUUAGUCAAGAUGGCUCCAAAAACCUUUUUACAUCAACGCUGAAGCUUGUAAACCAGGCCGAUGGUCUUUUCCAGGAGCUUAAUGUCCGUAUUAUCCUUGUAACUAUCUUCAUAUUUACUCAGUCACCUGGUCCUUUGAAUUUGGAUGGAGAUUCAGGGACUAACAAUCUCCGUAAAGUGCAUCAAUUUUCAGCACAAUACCUCCAGCCAAUUGUUCACUAUGACAUGAUUCAUUUUUUCAGCGCUCAGCAGCUGACAUCUCCUGGAAUUGCCCAGCUACCUUCUCCCGGUUAUAUUUGCCCAGGAGUGCGCAACAGCUACCGCCUUGUUGGUUUGGAAGGAGUGGGAAAGGGUGCUAUAAACCAAUACUUGCUUUCGCAUGAAAUUGGCCACAAUUUGGGAUUUCAACAUGUUUUCCCGCCGUGCGCUUGUAACAAGCCUGGCUGUAGAACUGGCAUUAUGUCUCCAGGUUCCGGUUCAGCAUGGUCAAACUGCACAAUCGCUUGGUUUAACCAACAGCGAUCAGAUCCAAGCAGGAAGUGUUUUCUGAACAUGCCCGCACCAGCGCUCUCCAAAGUGGUGUGUGGAAAUGGCAUUGUGGAGCCAGGCGAAGACUGCGAUUGCGGCCUGCGCCAGUACUGCAAGGAUGCCUGCUGCAACGCAACAACAUGCCGUUACACACCCGGUUCCCAGUGUAGUCUAGGUGAAUGCUGUAGUAACUGUACUAUCCUGCCAGCUGGCACAUUCUGCAGGCCGGCCAAAGACCAAUGCGACCUGCCAGACUACUGUGAUGGAAGACAAGAAAGGUGUUCAGCAGAUGAUUUCACGCAGUCCGGGCUAUACUGUGAGGCAGCAGGUCAGCCUGGCACUUGCCAGCAGGGCUCGUGCACGAACAUUGAUACGCAAUGCCAGAAAACGUUCUUCUCUACAGCUGUUCUCUCCGCAAGCUGCUUCGCCAGCUACAAUGUACGUGGCUUGGGCGGUCACAACUGUGGUUUCAAUAGCAGAAAGGAACCUAUUCCUUGCAAGCCAGAGAAUGCUUGGUGUGGUACUCUCGUGUGCGGCAUUGAAAAACCUCACUCAAGGUGCGUGACACGGCGACUUGGUGAAGGUGAGGCUCGCACGUUGUACGUGGAUAAUGGCAGCCCGUGUGGCAAUGGUUUAGCCUGCUGGAACAAGGAAUGUGUGAACACCUCCAUACUGCAGUCUGGUGCUUGGAGGUGUCCUCAAGCUAAUGGACUCGGCUGCUCUGGUAAUGGCGUAUGCACACACAAGAACGUGUGUCGCUGUGAAAUUGGCUGGCAAGGCACUAACUGCAAUCGUCAAGCCGGUACACUAGACGCAGGCCUAUCAGGUGGCAGUAUUGCUGGACUUGUUAUCGGUCUGAUACUCGCACCACUGUUGUGCGCCGCCUUUAUUGCACUUUAUCUCAAGCGGAAGCAAAAUGUGGCCAUCGCUCAAGCAAUACCACGACCUUCACACGACCGUCAUCUGGGCAUCGCCUCCGAAGAGAGAACCAGAGACCAACCAGGCGCUACAGACAGUCAUCGUGAAGAGCCCAUGGGGAAAUCAGUGACCUCUGCAAAUCCGUGUAUACCUGACUCUGGGCCAAACAUCAUGCGCCAGGCACCUGGUCGACCAAGUCAACCACCAACCAGGCCUGCUCGGCCAUCUGCACCCGCUGCAUACAUGUAUACAAAUGACUAUGUAAAUUAGCCCAUCUGCACCUCCUACAUAAUUAUAAGGAAAUCUAUGGUAAGGUUGUGUAGCACAAUCUCUCUUUUUCUUCUUUUCGCCUCCUUCACAAAGAACUGAUGAUUUCUCCCUUUUUUACUUUCGCCCUUUGUGUUGAGAACUUGAGACCUUUAUCGUGUUUAUGGAACAGACGCAAUGUUGCUUGGUUCUCCCUAACGCCACAUUCAGUAUCUGUAGCGGCACAUGUAUGUAAUGUACAUCUUAAUGUCUUGGAUGAUUUACCUAUCGAUUCACUCAUCUGAGUGAGGCUGUUUGAUAUUGCUCACACCCAGGUGCGUCACAUUCAUUUUUGCUCGUUUUCCACUGCAACAAACAUCCUCCUAGUCAUAGUGCACUUAAAGGGGAAGUUAAGGCAAAAAUUAAAAUU
This is a messenger RNA of Sycon ciliatum, 3864 nucleotides long. Its product is annotated as zinc metalloproteinase-disintegrin-like protein H4 subunit A. The transcript has a single exon. The record is from RefSeq and is a predicted model, not a curated record. Gene Ontology annotation, molecular function: metalloendopeptidase activity. Bases 675 to 3458 code for a protein of 927 amino acids. Gene Ontology annotation, biological process: membrane protein ectodomain proteolysis. Lineage: Eukaryota; Metazoa; Porifera; Calcarea; Leucosolenida; Sycettidae.